UGCUGCUGCCAGGUCCAGAGUCUCUCAUGGGUCCCUGUAGCGGCCUCCCAUUGCUGCUGUCUCCAUCGCCACACUCCUGCCAUGUGCCACUUUCAGGUCUCCUCACACUGUUGGUGUGUUCGCAUUUUUUGUCAUAGGGUGCUGGCAGAUUACGGGCCUCCAUAGCUGCUGCCAGGGCCCUAAUCUGCCAUGGGCCCCUAUACCGCCUCCUCAUGCUGCUGCCAGGUCCAGAGUCUCUCAUGGGUCCCUGUACGGCCUCCCAUUGCUGCUGUCUCCAUCGCCACACUCUGCCAUGUGCCACUUUCAGGUCUCCUCACACUGCUGGUGGUUUCCAUUUUUGGUCAUAGGGUGCUGUAUGGCCUCCCCAUUGCUGCUGCCUCCACCGCCACACACAGUGGCUCCACACUCUGGUUUUGGCCCCGUGACUGCCCAAAUGAGGUGAAGUGUGCGGUGAUUCUAAGAUCGACGGCACUCAUCUGCAUGUCAUAC
Staurois parvus is the source of this 489-nucleotide messenger RNA. Lineage: Eukaryota; Metazoa; Chordata; Amphibia; Anura; Ranidae. The record is from the annotation of a GenBank genome assembly.